AAAUGUCCUAUGGAGAAGUCACCACUAACUCCGAUCUCAAGCCUGGGACCUCACUCAUAAUCCCAAAACUCCCUAAAGCCAGUCUCCAGGCCCAAGAAAUCCCUUGGACCCUUAACCUAAACCCUGUUAAGUCGCCACCAACGCCUAAGAAGUCUCUUCGGCCAAAGCUACGUGACAGACUGGUCAACUCAUACAAUGAGAGGAAGAAGAGAAUUCUGAAUAAGACAAAGCAUGCCUUCCUGUCUGAAGAGAGUAAGUAAGCUAAUGGAGAGCAUGCCUGAAUACAAGGCCUAUCAGAUACAAGAAAGGUUUGGAUUAUAAUCCCUAAGAAACAUACGGUCGAAAGCAUCCUCUUGGAGUAUGAAGCACAUAAGGAGAAAUAGUAAGAUUAGACACCAGCAUAAGAAAAAACCCAAAAAUUUGGGUAAUUUGAAGAUAUUUAAGCGCAGAAGGAACAGGAUGAAAUCAAAACAGCAGAAAAGAGAUAAUCCAUUUUAUAAGCAAAGGAAUAAAAUUAAUUUUAAGAUUAAGAUUGGAGGAGUUAGGAAGUAUAACGCCUGGAGUAUCAUCUCACAGGCUAGCAUGAGUGAAGAGGAUACUGAGGUAAAAGAGAGACUCAGCAUUUUUAUGCCCACCAAAGCUAGCAAAUCUUAUAAGAGUUCAAGGCAAAUUAAAAAGGCAAAUCUAAGGAAAACACAAGACUCAUUUGGAAGUAUGGCUUCUAAGAAGCAUAAAUCAAUUGAUUUUACAAAUGAAGGGAUGAAUUCAUCUCUUAACAUCUGCCUAAAAGAAUCCAAGACUAAAAAGCAGUCUAGCUUACCAAAAUCUCCUAAAAGGUUAAAACUUAAUUCAAAGCCAUCAAUAUUUUCUGGGCUGAGUGCAUUAUCUCCUAAAAAGCGUGAUCUAUCCCUUGAAUUUAAGAAAUUUCUGGAGGCUAAAUCUCUUUUGAAUCCGAUUAGAACAAACCCUAUCAAGGUAAGUUCUGGAAGGAGGAAGGACUUCAGCAGGAGGACAAUUGUGAGUAAACUUCAAAAUAUUAUUGAGAAGGGAAGUUCAGAGACCCAAUCUUACAGAUCAAAAUACAGCAUUCCUUCUCAUAGAGGCAGGAAUUAUGACCAUAAUCUUAAGCUAAGGAAUAGUAUCAAUGGGCCAAUGACUGUUCAAGGGUACCAGAAAAGCAAAGAUCUUAUACCUCAUAAUGAGUUCAUCAGAAGCCUUGAUAACUCUAUGCAAGAGGUUACACAGAAAUAUGGUUUUGAUGAAAUUCCAAAGAAGAAGAAAAUUACCUUGGAGGAACGGUUUAACUCGUUCGAUCAAGAUUUUAAGAAGCUUCUUCACCGUGAUGCUUACUUUGCCAAGAUCUACAAAAAUGAAGAACAAUAUGAUAAGAAGUUACUUGGAAAACUUUAUUACCAGAAGAAGAUGCGAAUGACUCAGGAAGAGAGAGAAUUUGAGGUCUACAAAAAGUUUGUCAACUGGGCCCUUGUAUGAGCCACAGAUGAAUUCAUGAUCAAAAAGAAGCAGCUCUCGACCAUCAGAUCAAGUCCACCCAAGGAUAAAGGAUUUAGUGGUGCUUUUCGCAAGCCGAACGAGACUUUAUGGACCCUUAGUAAAAAGAUUAAAAAGUAAUAAUCAAUGGA
Molecule: messenger RNA, 1640 nt
Organism: Moneuplotes crassus
Lineage: Eukaryota; Ciliophora; Spirotrichea; Euplotida; Euplotidae
Source: the annotation of a GenBank genome assembly